AGGCGGCGGCGGCGGGGGGCGGGGAGCCGAGCACGGGCGGGAGGCGGCGGCGAGCCACAGCGCCGAGGCUCCAGCGAGCGCCGAGGAGCGGGAGGAGGAGGAGGAGGCAGGAGCGCAGAGCGCCGAGCCCCGCGCCGCCGCCGCGCAAUCCGCCGCCAUCCGCCGCCCCCGCGCCCGGCCGCCGCCCGACCGCCAUCGCCCGGGCCCGUCGCGCGCGGACGCAGACCAGGCAAAUCGGGAGCGGUGCCGAGAAAAAUUUCCUUACUAGAUGACAUUUCAUCGCAAUGUCCGAUCGUUUGGGGCAAAUAACCCAGGGCAAGGAUGGGAAAAGCAAGUACUCGACUCUCAGCCUGUUUGACAAGUAUAAAGGGAGGUCAGUAGGCGCAGUCAGAUCCUCAGUUAUUCCUAGACAUGGCUUACAGAGUCUCGGGAAAGUUGCCACAGCCCGGCGUAUGCCACCGCCUGCAAACCUGCCAAGCCUGAAGUCUGAAAACAAAGGAAACGACCCCAACAUCGUGAUAGUUCCCAAGGACGGGACAGGAUGGGCCAACAAGCAGGACCAGCAAGACCCAAAGAGUUCCAGUGUGACAGCCUCUCAGCUGCCGGAGUCGCAGCCGCAGCCGGGUUUGCAGAAAUCUGUCUCCAACUUGCAGAAACCGACACAGUCUAUCAGUCAGGAGAACACAAGUUCAGUGCCAGGUGGACCAAAGUCAUGGGCACAGCUGAGUGGAAAGCCAGUCGGACACGAAGGUGGUUUAAGGGGCUCAAGCCGACUGUUAUCCUUCUCUCCCGAGGAAUUUCCGACGCUGAAAGCAGCUGGCGGGCAGGACAAGGCUGGCAAAGAAAAGGGCGCCUUAGAUCUGUCGUAUGGGCCAGGACCAAGCCUCCGCCCUCAGAAUGUGUCAAGCUGGAGGGAGGGCGGUGGGCGAAACAUCAUCUCUGCCGUGUCUCUGAGUGCCUCCCCAACAGAGCUGGGCAGCAGAAACUCCAGUGGGGGAGAUGGAGCCUCCUCCUCGGCAUGCACCAGCGAUUCUAAGGACCCCUCUCUCCGCCCGGCUCAGCCCAGCCGCAAAGGGGCGUCACAGUUCAUGGGACAUGUUUACCAGCCGCCCACAUACCAUGACAUGCUUCCAGCUUUUAUGUGUUCACCACAGUCAUCCGAGAACCAGAAUACGGUGGAACGAAGCUCAUUCCCCCUUCCUCAGCUCCGCCUGGAACCCCGUGUUCCUUUCAGACAGUUCCAGAUGAAUGACCAAGAUGGGAAAGAAAGACCAGGCGUGGCAAGGCCUGUGCGCCCACUCAGGCAGCUGGUGGAGCGGGCACCACGGCCCACCAUCAUCAACGCAGAAAAUCUGAAGGGCCUGGAUGAUCUGGACACCGACGCAGAUGAUGGCUGGGCAGGCCUCCACGAGGAAGUGGACUAUUCUGAGAAACUCAAGUUCAGUGACGAUGAGGAUGAGGAGGACGUCGUGAAAGAUGGCCGGUCAAAGUGGAACAAUUGGGACCCCAGGCGUCAGAGAGCAUUGUCGCUGAGCUCUGCAGACAGCACCGAUGCCAAGCGCACUCAGGAGGAAGGAAAAGACUGGAGUGGAACAGCAGGUGUGUCCCGUGUCGUCCGAAAGGUGCCAGAGCCUCAGCCUCCUUCCAGGAAGCUUCACAGCUGGGCCUCAGGCCCCGACUACCAGAAGCCCACAAUGGGCAGCAUGUUCCGCCCACAGUCCAUCGAGGACAAGGAGGACAAGCCACCCCCACGGCAGAAGUUCAUCCAGUCAGAGAUGUCCGAGGCCGUGGAACGAGCCCGAAAGCGCAGGGAAGAAGAGGAGCGCCGGGCCCGGGAGGAAAGGCUAGCUGCCUGUGCUGCCAAACUCAAGCAGCUAGACCAGAAGUGCAGGCAGGCUCAGAAGGCCAGUGAGACACCGAAACCAGUGGAAAAGGAGGUCCCCCGAUCCCCGGGCAUUGAGAAGCUCUCCCCACCAGAGAACGGCCCUGUUGUCCGUAAAGGCUCCCCAGAAUUCCCUGUGCAAGAAGCACCCACCAUGUUCUUGGAAGAGACACCUGCAACGUCCCCAACAGUGGCUCAGAGCAACAACAGCAGCAGCAGCAGCAGUAGCAGCAUCGAGGAGGAAGUCCGGGAGGCUGGGUCCCCUGCACAGGAGUUCAGCAAGUACCAGAAGUCCCUUCCUCCCCGUUUCCAGCGCCAGCAACAGCAGCAGCAGCAGCAGCAACAACAACAGCAGCAGCAGCAGCAACAGCAACAGCAGCAACAGCAGGAGCAGCUGUACAAGAUGCAACACUGGCAGCCGGUGUACCCCCCACCUUCUCACCCCCAGCGUACCUUCUACCCACACCACCCCCAGAUGCUGGGCUUUGACCCACGGUGGAUGAUGAUGCCCUCCUACAUGGACCCGCGCAUCACCCCGACGCGCACACCCGUGGACUUCUACCCCUCAGCCCUGCAUCCUUCAGGACUGAUGAAACCCAUGAUGCCCCAAGAGUCCCUCAGUGGGACUGGCUGUCGCUCUGAAGAUCAAAACUGUGUGCCCUCACUCCAAGAACGAAAAGUGACCGCCAUCGACCCGGCUCCUGUGUGGAGCCCAGAGGGCUACAUGGCACUGCAGAACAAGGGCUACUCACUGUCCCACCCGAAGUCUGCCGACACUCUGGCCAUGGGCAUGCACGUCAGGAAUGAAAGGUCUUACUGUGCCUCCCCCGGAAGGUCAGGGGGCAUAAGUGCCCAGCGCGAUCUCUUUGAGGAGAGAGGGGAGGAGUUCUUGAGUGCUUUUGACAAGAAGGCCCAAGCAGACUUUGACAGCUGUAUCUCUUCUCAAAGAAUAGGCCAGGAGCUUUUAUUUCCACCCCAGGAAAAUGUUCAGGAGGUGGGUGCUCCUGGGGGUUGUACCCCAAACCUCAGGUGUUCCCCAUUGGAGCCUGACUUUGUCCCGGCUGAGAAAAAGCCAGAGUGUGGCAGCUGGGAUGUUGGCCACCAGCCAAAGGCUGCCGACAUGGCCAACAGUGUCGAGCUGGAGGCGCCCCGGCAGGAGCCUUCCUUUCAUGUUUCCUCUUGGGAGAAGGAAGGGAGCCCCAAGAAACAGCCAAACCCAGAGCCCGAGUGGACACCCGAGCCCCGGAGCUCCAGCGGCCAGCAGCAGGAGCAGCCCGGCAGGACCCGGAGGUCAGGGCCCAUCAAGAAACCUGUUCUCAAGGCCCUGAAGGUGGAAGAAAAGGAGAAAGCCCUGGAGAGAGUCAGGCAGGGCCUUGGAGAGGAGAGCUCACAGAGGGCCACAGAGAAAGAACCCCCGUGCAGGGCGGAAGAGGACGAGGAUGAGGAGAACAACCCUGCCCUAGCCAACGCCUCCUCGGCCCUGGAGGAUAAGGCUGCUGCCCGGGGUGGGUUUGGCCAUGAGGCUAGCAAGCUGGAUGAAGAAGCAAAGACUGACAAGACCUGGGAGAGCAGGCCCUCAAGGGAGGCCAGUGAGAUUCCGCCACCCAAGAGAAACAACUGGAUCUUCAUUGAUGAGGAGCAGGCCUUUGGGGGCCGGGCCCAGGCCCGUAGCCGUGGCCGUGGUUUCAGAGAGUUCACCUUCCGGGGCGGCCGGCCUACAAGCAGCAGUACAAGUGGUCUUUGUGGCACAGGCGUCCUCGGGUCUCGUGGCAUGUACAGUGGUGGCCAGCGCAGUAACCGAGGCAGGGGCCUGCGUGACUUCCCCCCACCAGAAGACUGCCCCAGAGCCAAGCCAAGACGGCGCAUUGCCAGCGAGACCCACAGCGAGGGCUCCGAGUACGAAGAGCUACCCAAGAGGCGCCGGCAGCGGGGCUCAGAGCCCAGCCACGAGGGCAUGCUCACAGAGAGGGACGAGGGCGCCCUGAAGGACUCAUGGCGCUCCAACAGGACUUACACAGAGGACCAGGGUAGUCUAGACGCCCGCAGCCGGGGACCCCGGACAUGCGGGAGAGCCCUCCCACCUCGCCUGAGCAACUGCAGCUAUGGCCGCAGAACCUUUGUUGCCAAAGAACCUCCCCACUGGCAGAGCAGGAGCCCAGGCAACUCCUGGCAGGAAUAUGGCUCCUCUGACCCGUGUGGCCCACGGCGAGCCACUGACAGAGACUACAUACCAGACUCCUACCGACACUCUGACACAUUUGGCAGCAGGCUUUUUGAGGACAGCCGCACGGAGGACAAGAAGUCCUUUUUCCAAGAUGACCACGGGGCAGAUUCUGAAGGUGCAGAAAACAGGCCCUUCCGUCGGAGGCGGCCACCACGUCAAGACAAGCCCCCUCGCUUCCGGCGCCUCCGUCAAGAGCGAGAGUCCCUAGGCCUGUGGGGACCUGAAGAAGAGUCCCAUCUGCUGGCAAGCCAGUGGCCAGGCCGGUCCAAACUCUGUCCUGGGGACAAGAGUGGUCCUGGAGGUCACAGAUCCCCAGAGCUUUCCUACCAGAAUUCUUCUGAUCACGCCAAUGAAGAGUGGGAGACCGCCUCCGAGAGUAGCGACUUCAGCGAGCGUAGGGAGCGGCGAGAAGGCCUCGCAGCUGAACCUGAAGCACAAGGGGAUGGUGGCCUCUCUGGGGCCAGUCUGGGUGAAAAGAAAGAGCUGGCCAAGAGGAGCUUCUCCAGCCAGAGGCCCCUGGCUGACAGACAGAGCCGCAAGCUGGAGCCGGGAGGGUUUGGGGAGAAGCCUGUUAGGCCAGGUGGGGGUGAGACUUCCCCCCGCUGCGAGAGCCAGCAGAGUGGGACGCCUCUGAAAGUCAAAAGGUCUCCAGAUGAGGCCUUGCCUGGAGGCCUUGGAAGCCAUUCACCCUAUGCCUUGGAGAGGACCACUCAUGGCAGCUCUGACGGUUCUGAAACUACCAGUAAGAAAACAGAGAAAGAGGUUUCUUUGGCUGCCCAGAGGGCUGGUGAGCAGGAAGAGGCCCGGAAGCAGUUUGACCUGGGCUAUGGAAAUGCUAUCAUUGACAACUGUGGUUCCAGCCCUGGGGAAGAGAAUGAAGUAGGCUCCAUGGUGGGCGAAGGCUUCAUCGAAGUCCUGACCAAGAAGCAGCGCCGCCUGCUGGAGGAGGAGAGAAGGAAAAAAGAACAGGCUGCUCAGGUCAAAGGUCGAGGCCUUUCCUCACGGAUUCCUCCUCGCUUUGCUAAAAAGCAGAAUGGCCUGUGUCUGGAGCAAGGAGACGUGGCCGUGCCUGGCAGCAGCCUGGGCACUGAGAUCUGGGAGAGCAGCAGCCAAGCCCUCCCUGUGCAGGGCGCCGCCAGCGACUCUUGGAGGACAGCUGUCACUGCCUUCAGCAGUGCUGAGCCUGGCACCUCAGAGCAGGGUUUUAAGAGCAGCCAGGGAGAUAGUGGUGUUGACUUGAGCGCGGAGUCUCGGGAGUCGUCUGCGACCUCCUCACAGCGCAGUUCCCCUUAUGGUACUCUCAAGCCAGAUGAGAUGAGUGGGCCUGGCCUGGCGGAAUCCAAGGCCGACAGCCACAAGGACCAAGCUCAGAAGCAGUCUGAGCACAAGGACUCAGAACAAGGCUCUGGACAGAGCAAGGAACACAGACCAGGACCCAUCGGCAAUGAGCGGUCUCUGAAAAACAGAAAGGGCUCGGAAGGGGCCGAGCGGCUACAAGGGGCCGUCGUCCCGCCUGUUAAUGGGGUAGAGAUUCAUGUGGACUCCGUGCUGCCUGUGCCGCCCAUCGAGUUUGGAGUCAGUCCAAAAGACUCUGAUUUCAGCCUGCCACCUGGGUCUGUUUCUGGUCCCGUGGGGAAUCCAGUCGCCAAGCUUCAGGAUGUCUUGGCUAGUAAUGCAGGACUGACACAGAGUAUUCCCAUCCUUCGGCGGGAUCACCACAUCCAGAGAGCCAUCGGCCUCUCCCCCAUGUCUUUCCCCACUGCAGACCUCACGCUGAAGAUGGAGUCUGCACGCAAGGCUUGGGAAAACUCCCCCAGUUUGCCGGAGCAGAAUUCUCCAGGCGGUGCAGGCUCGGGCAUCCAGCCUCCAUCCUCUGUGGGCGCCUCCAACGGGGUCAACUACAGCUCCUUUGGUGGCGUGUCAAUACCGCCCAUGCCCGUGGCUUCUGUAGCGCCUUCUGCUUCGAUGCCAGGCAGCCACCUCCCACCUCUGUACUUGGAUGGCCACGUUUUUGCAAGUCAGCCCCGACUGGUUCCUCAGACGAUACCUCAGCAACAGAGUUACCAGCAGGCCGCCACUGCCCAGCAGAUCCCGAUAUCCCUUCACACGUCUCUGCAGGCACAGGCGCAGCUUGGGCUGAGGGGUGGACUUCCCGCCUCCCAGUCCCAGGAGAUCUUCAGCUCCCUGCAGCCUUUCAGGUCUCAGGUGUACAUGCACCCCAGCCUGUCACCACCCAGCACUAUGAUCCUCUCUGGGGGCACGGCCUUGAAACCCCCAUACUCUGCAUUUCCCGGCAUACAGCCCUUGGAGAUGGUGAAGCCACAAUCUGGCUCACCCUACCAGCCCAUGAGUGGAAACCAGGCCCUGGUCUAUGAGGGCCAACUCGGCCAGGCUGCUGGGCUGGGUGCCUCCCAGAUGCUGGACUCCCAGCUCCCACAGCUAACUAUGCCACUGCCUCGGUAUGGCUCCGGGCAGCAGCCACUGAUCCUGCCACAGUCCAUUCAGCUGCCUCCAGGACAGAGUCUCUCCGUUGGAGCCCCCCGGAGGAUUCCUCCACCUGGCUCCCAACCACCAGUCCUGAACACCAGCAGAGAGUCCACUCAGAUGGAGUUGAAAGGCUUCCACUUUGCCGACAAUAAACAGAAUGUUUCUACCGGAGGCUCCGCACCAUCCCCGCAGGCCUACAGGCCUAGCUCUGCUAGCCCCAGUGGGAAGCCCUCUGGAUCAGCAGUUAACAUGGGCUCUGUGCAGGGACACUACGUUCAACAGGCCAAGCGAGUGGAUGAAAAGCCCAGUCUGGGAACCGUGAAGCUGCAGGAGGCCUCUUCAGCCACCUCCCAGAUGAAGCGAACUGGAGCAAUCAAGCCACGGGCAGUCAAGGUGGAGGGGAGUAAAGCCUGAAGGUGCCUGGCAUCUCUUGCCUCACCCUAACAGGGAUGGUGCACCACACCAGCUUGGACAGCCACCACCUGGGACUUGCCAGAUCCACCGUCCCACUGUCCUACCACCUGGCCUGGACAGAGCUCUCUUCCACUCCCGAAAGCUCCUGAAAGUUCCAUCGUCAGCCAUCCCACAUCGUGGAUAUAUGGCAUUGACCUGCUUGCUUUGGUACAAAAGAGCAGACUCCCUCCUUCCCGCCCCUCUGCCCGGUGACUGUGGAGUGAGCCUCAGUGCAGUGCAGACCUGCCUGCCCGCCCCGUUCCCUAGGCACAGUGGUUUGGCAGCAGGGUCAUUUUAGCUGGAGGCUUUUUUGUUUUAAAAAGCAGCUAAGGUUUUUACAAAGGGGAAAUGAGAACAAAAUGCUAGCUACGUCUGUAUAGCUGAACUUUUAUACAGUCCUCGCUGUCCUCUCUGCUCUGCUGUCCCCAGUGGUCGCCUUUUAUCUCUGUCCUGUUUGACAUGUCACAGCGCUACCUUAAGAGGUGAUUCUUAAGAGUCACAGUCUCUCUCUCUCUCUCUCUCUCUCUCUCUCUCUCUCACACACACACACACACACACACACACACACACACACACACACACACACAGGUUGGCUAAUCUUUGGGGUUUGGAGGACAUGAAUGGACACUCUGGUUGGCCCCUAACCAUCUUGGGCACUGUGAAGUUGGUAUCUGAGUUUAGCUCCAGCCGCUGGCAUGGAGUUAAUGUUCCAGAAUAAGAAUGAUCUGUUCUGGGCCCUUCUGCUGUCGUGGGGCACACUGAGUACUGCACACCAGAGGAAUGUUGGAGUUAGUCACCAUUUUGUAAUCCAGAUUGGCCCCACUCGGGGACUGUGAGCUAAGGCUCCGUGCUUUAGCCCCUUGGGUGGCUUUGUUCCCCACUCACUUCCUUUCCUCUUUGUGCAGCCUGCUGUGUCCGUCUGGAUCCCUGUCCAUCCAUCCACCCCUCAUGGCUUAUCACCAGAAUCAAUAUAAGGACACAGGUAGACACCCAUUAACCAAGUUUGCCACAGGAAAGACUGUGGCGCUCAUCUUGUGUCCUUCACCCGUGGCAGCAGGGCAGGCUGUUGGGGGUAGGGUUGCCAAGCAACAAGUGUGUUACCCUUCCUUAGAGAACUGGGCGGGGUCAAGGUAUAAGAGGGCCUGCAGAGAAGCCUAUACAGCCUCCCUCAGAGGGUGGCGUCUUCCACUGCUGCUGUUUGUGUGAGCUCCUGUGUGCGAAGCUUCUUGCUUCCACUAAGAACGAGGAAGUUUCCCCGUUGCUCAAAGGAGAAUGAAGGGGGAUUUCAGGGUGCUCAGCUGCUGUCUGGGAUCCCCAUUUAAUCAUCCGCCUGGGGAUGCUGAAGACUGACUGCUUCAAAGAGCUCACAGUUGGACAAGGGCUGGGACAAAUGUGUGGGUCUGUCCUCAAGUGUCACCAGGGGCAUGAGAGCAGAAAUGCAGCUUAGGAGCUCUGAAGUGGCUUCGCCCUGUCUAGUUGGUUGCUGGAAGGAAGCACAAGUCUCCCCAGCAUUACCAGACAGGGCAGCCUUAGUGCAGAGUUCCAUUGCAACUGCAGCAGUCCGCUCCUUCCUUCUCGCCUCUGCUCUCCGACCUUUGUCCACUCUCUGUCCCAUCUCUUCUCUUGCAUCCCUCCUCAAAAGCACUCCACUUAGGAGUCGCUGGCACAGAUCUGCCUGUGCCCCUACUGCUCUCCCCUGUAAGUGUCUGGUUACUGUCCCAGUGAUUGAGUCCUCUGCCCCACUGCCAAGCUCUACCCUGUAAGACUCAGUAAAAGCCACACAGUCACCUCUACCUGUCCUCCUUAGAAAUGCGGCCAGACCCACCUCACCUAAUGCUUGGUGGGCAUGUGUCAAAAGAAGCAAACAUUUUCUCCUUCAGAAUUUUCACAGGAUGCUGUUACAAACUCAAAGUGUGCCCUUUAGGUGAGCCUGCUGUCAGAAUGGCAGUACUCCCUGUUAAGAAAAAUUAGGAGGUCACCUGUUUUCAGUCCUUUCUCACCCUGUAUUUCCCUCCUGCCUCCCACCCUAAAUAAAAACAAGAAACACUAGAAUUUAUUUAUAUGUAUUGAUGUUGUAGGUCUAGAUGGAAAAAAAAGUAAAUGUCCCACUGCUCUGUUUAUAUAAUGUCUGAAUUACUCUGCAGGGAAGGCCAGGAAAUUGCAUGUGAAAUUUGGUGUGCUCAUCACCUCUGUGGUCUCGGCUGUGGGCCCCUCCCCUCUGAGAGGCACAUUUGCAACUAGACUCUGGGGACAGAGGGCAGGCUUCAGGCCAAAGGUCCCUGCCCUCAGAUGAUCUGGUUAAGCCAAGGUUUUAGUACAGAGGUUUUAAGGUGCAAUAUCUAUCUCUUCAUGUGGUUGUUAGAGUCAAGCUCAAAGUGUAAUAGGACUUGGGCCUUAUUUUGGUUUCAAACCCCCAUCUUCAGAUCACACAUAAAAACAGGAACGUCUGUCAAGGUGCCAUGGCCUUUGGUGGGAACAGAUAAAGCCCAGUCCCUGCCUUUUCUACUGCUGAGAUGGGUGGAGGUGGGCAGAAUCCUUUACUCCUGUCUGCUGAAGCCACCUCCUCCUGCCAGUGGCUUCACUGGUGCCACUGACGGUGAAAUCCAUGGUUUGGCAACCAGGACUCUUCAGUCUGUUGGUCCUGAUGCAGCGUGUAGCAUCUGUUGGUGAUGACUUCCGCCAGCUGUAUUUAGUCUGGUCUCUCAGCAGUUGCUUUCCUUGUCUUAUUCCCAAGUUUACCAUCUUCAAGUUCAGAGUUCACAGGACACUUCUGGGUCUGAUUCCUUACGGGGAAUAAAUAGCAGGUGGCUGCUGUGCACGUUCAGAAAAGCUGGUUCAUUUUCAAAGCCAGGGCUGCUCUGCUGCUUCUAGAUUCUUGGAUAAUGUGUCAACGUCAACCUUGCCGUUCUGUCUUCUGGAGCCACCUUCCAGAGGGUCCAUGAUGAAGUCAUGAAGGAUUUGACACCUAGGGCCCAGGGCACAAGGGUGUGCCCACUGAGGCCAUGAGGCAACUCUGGCUAAGUCUGCCCCGAAACAUCCUGCAUGUUUCCUUUCAGUCUACCUUGCCCUCAUUCCCAGCAAGUCUGGGUUAGAGGGUCCGGGGGAAUCUUACAAGCAAGGGCACAGGAGUCCAUCUUCUGUUUUCUUUGAUGAGUGGGGAAGCGAGCUCUUUUGUGAGAUGGCUCUAAGACAAGUUAGGUCAUUUGGAACAGACUCAUCGGUGUUGGUUGGGGACGAGCACAGUCACCCAGCUGUGCUCUCCACUAGGCCUACUAGCUCUGACUAGUGAUCUUCCAGGCGCAUGACACCUGCAGCUCCCAGUUGCCUGCUUCAGACCUGCAACGUCCCCAGGCCCCGUCUUUGGCAUGUCACAGUCUCGGAGCAGCAGGUCCUGUGGAGGCUCUGCAGGCUCCUGUUGGAAAGGGGUCCUGUGCCCUCAGCUGCUUUCCAACUCAUACCUUUUGUAGAAAAGGACUUGGGGGGGGGGGGUUGUUCUUUUUGAGGGUCCUUUUGUUUCUUUUGCUUUUCUUUUGGCCUUCCCUCUGUCUUUCACUUAGACCAGCUAUCUGAAAGGGCAGACGAUGCUAAAAGUGUCCUGUGCAGCUUGUUUAGACGUGAUAUGGGGAACCUCUUACUUCGGAUGGGAAAUGGAAUCGUGAAAUCACCCUCCCUUCCCUCCGGGUCAGUCCCUGUUGUUUCUCCUUUCAAAUAUGUGAUUGUACUAGGUCUUUCCAUAUGAAAGAACUCUCCUUAUUUAAAUAAAAAAAGUCUAAAAAAAAUAAAGCCAAACAUGCUUUCUCA
Molecule: messenger RNA, 10847 nt
Organism: Rattus norvegicus (Norway rat)
Lineage: Eukaryota; Metazoa; Chordata; Mammalia; Rodentia; Muridae
Gene: Prrc2b
Product: proline-rich coiled-coil 2B
Biological process (GO): positive regulation of translational initiation; regulation of cytoplasmic translation
Cellular component (GO): cytosol
Molecular function (GO): translation regulator activity; mRNA binding
Source: RefSeq, a predicted model, not a curated record